Molecule: messenger RNA, 1929 nt
Organism: Gilbertella persicaria
Lineage: Eukaryota; Fungi; Mucoromycota; Mucoromycetes; Mucorales; Choanephoraceae
Product: cyclin-domain-containing protein
Exons: 6
Coding region: 1-1929 (642 amino acids)
Biological process (GO): regulation of cyclin-dependent protein serine/threonine kinase activity; transmembrane transport
Molecular function (GO): transmembrane transporter activity; protein kinase binding
Source: RefSeq, a predicted model, not a curated record
AUGACAAUAAAGUAUCGUUUAAAUAUAGCAGAAUAUCCAGUGGCCUCACUAGUGAAAAUUGUUGCUGAUCUAUUAGAUUCCAUUAUUGAAACAAACGAUAAAUUGAUCAAUCAUACAACAGUGACUCAUUUCCAUUCGAGAACAGUGCCCAAUAUCAGUGUUUAUGCAUACUUGACGCGUAUUUUACGGUUUGCAUCUUUCUCAAAUGAAGUCCUCUUAUCCCUCUUAAUUUAUUUUGAUCGGAUUGCUGAGCUUAGAAAGACAAAAUAUGCUGUCAAUUCACUCACUGUCCAUCGAUUGUUGAUUACAAGUAUUGUGGUUGCAUCUAAAUUUACUUCAGAUGUCUUUUAUCCGAAUGCUCGUUAUGCCAAGGUGGGAGGUAUUCCGCUAGGCGAAUUAAAUCAACUCGAAUUAGAGUUUUUAUUCUUAUGUAAUUUUGACUUGCAUGUUAAACUAGAGGAUAUGCAGGCCUAUGGAGAUCAGUUACUAAUGCACGCAUUCACUACUCAGUCAUGUACACAUCUUCAAAUCAUCACUUCUCCACCUCUAUCUCCACCUUUAUCAACCAAAAGAAAACAAAGCCCUAGUCUGGAAGAACCAGAACCCAAGAAACAAAUCACUUUGGCUUUAUAUAUAGAAGAAGGCACGGUAUGUCAUUUAGAUACAAUGCAUGACUCCUCAGUCACAGAGGAAGAACAAAUCAAACGAAAAGCAUUGAUAUCACUCUGUAAAUCAUUGAUGCUUUAUGGUGCUCCUUGUCAUCGUAUUGAACAAGCAUUGGAAUACACUUCACAAUGCCUUUUGAUCACAGCUACUUUUGUCUUUAUACCUGGUGUCAUGAUGGUAACAUUUGCCUCUGAGUUACACUCACAGACAAUCUUGGUAAAAUGCCCACAAGGCUUCGACAUGGGAAAACUAACCAAAGUGAAUGACAUUAUUCAAGGUAUGACUACACAAGACAUAGAGAACAAGAUUCAUGCAGAUCAAUGCCUAGACAUGCUAGAAGAGCUAUUUCAAUCAAAACCAACCUGGAAUUCUUGGUUUAUCCUGUUGGCUCAUAUGACCAACAGUCUUCUUACUGCCCCAGUGAUGUUUAAUGGGUCAAUGCUGGAUACUGCCCUAAGCGGUGGUUUGGGCCUUGUGACAGGCCUGUUGAUCUUGUUGUCAGAACGAUAUACAGCCUAUUGCAACAUUGUCGAGAUUUCAAUCACCAUUCUGAUUUCAUUUGUGGCUCGAGCACUCGAUCAAUGGGUGUGCUUUACAGGUGUCAUUUUGUCAGCCACAUCCAUCUUACUGCCAGGAUAUACAUUGACCAUGUCCAUUAUGGAAUUGUCUGCUCGUCAUGUGAUUACAGGCACCAUUCGAUUUGUGUAUGCUAUGGUUUAUUCAUUGUUUAUCGGCUAUGGCCUUGAGAUAGGCACCAGCUUGUAUGAUGCUAUGGAUAAGCGUUCUGUGCCUACUGAAUUUGGUGUCUGUUCAGGCUCUGUUCCAUCUUGGCUUUAUACUCUCUUGUUUCCAUUCAUGGCCAUCAGUCUCUCUAUCCAUUUAGGGGCUAACAUAGACCAAUGGCCAUCCAUGAUAUGCUGUUCUGCCAUCGGAUUUGGUGUGUCUGUGAUCACAAGCAAAGUGAUUCCCAAUUUUCAGAUUGUAGGCACCAUCAGUGCAUUCUCUGUUGGCUUGUUUGGUAACCUGUAUUUCAAAGUGACAGGUGAUUUAGCACUCAUACCUCUUUCGUGUGGCAUCACUUCACUUGUGCCUGGCAGUAUUGGUGUCCGAAGUGCUUAUCUUUUGAUUCGGCAAGAUGAUCAAGGCAUUUCUUUUGCUACACAAAUGGUUGUUUCUUCACUUGGUAUUUCAGUCGGUCUUUUUGCAGCCACAUUGGCCAUUUCACCCAAUGAAAAAAAACGAGUUGCUUACUUGUCUUAUUGA